This is a messenger RNA of Pogona vitticeps (central bearded dragon), 1140 nucleotides long. NCBI's taxonomy places the organism in Eukaryota, Metazoa, Chordata, Lepidosauria, Squamata, Agamidae. The record is from RefSeq and is a predicted model, not a curated record.
AUGCGGGAAACGACCUUCCGAACUAGGUUGGGAGUUUGCCGGGAGGCGGAGGGGCAGCCGGACUCGGAGGGAAAGGAGUCAGAACCGGAUAGCAAGCUGGAUGGCGAAACCGCUUCCGACAGCGAGUGCAAGUCGGAGGUGGCACCAGCCGCUCCGGUGGAUGACACCCCAGAGGUCCUCAACCGGGCGCUGUCCAACCUGUCUUCCAGGUGGAAGAACUGGUGGGUCCGAGGCAUCCUGACACUGGCGAUGAUUGUCUUUUUCUUCAUCAUCAUCUACUUGGGACCCCUGGUGUUGAUGAUGAUUGUGAUGUGCGUGCAGAUUAAGUGUUUCCACGAGAUCAUCACCAUCGGCUACAACGUUUACCACUCCUAUGACCUGCCCUGGUUCAGAACGCUCAGCUGGUACUUCCUGCUCUGCGUGAACUACUUCUUCUACGGGGAGACCGUGACCGAUUAUUUUUUCACGCUGGUCCAGAGGGAGGAGCCCUUGAGGAUUCUCAGCAAAUACCACCGCUUCAUUUCCUUCGCCCUCUAUUUAACAGGCUUCUGCAUGUUUGUUUUGAGUCUGGUCAAAAAGCAUUACCGCCUCCAAUUCUACAUGUUUGGCUGGACCCAUGUGACUUUGCUAAUAGUUGUUACUCAGUCGCACCUCAUCAUUCACAACCUGUUUGAAGGAAUGAUCUGGUUUAUUGUCCCCAUUUCCUGUGUCAUCUGCAACGACAUCAUGGCCUACAUGUUCGGGUUUUUCUUCGGGCGGACUCCGCUGAUUAAGCUCUCGCCCAAGAAGACCUGGGAAGGGUUCAUUGGCGGAUUCUUUGCUACCGUUGUGUUUGGGCUUUUGCUGUCCUACGUGAUGUCCGGGUACCGAUGCUUCGUCUGCCCCGUGGAGUUCAACAACGACACCAACAGCUUCAUGGUGGACUGUGAACCGCCUGAGCUCUUCCAGCUUCAAGAGUAUAACAUCCCCAUGGUGCUUCAGUCGGUCAUUGGCUGGAAAACAGUCCGGAUGUACCCCUUCCAGAUACACAGCAUCGCCCUCUCCACAUUUGCCUCCCUAAUUGGUCCCUUUGGAGGAUUUUUUGCCAGCGGCUUUAAAAGAGCUUUCAAAAUCAAGGUUUUUGCCAACACCAACCAUUGA